AUGGGAGCAAUAAUGGAGUUGGAGGAAAAGUUAAAUGAAGUUCGCUCAUCCCAUGGACACCGAAUAGACGACAUCAGCAUUAACCAGGGUCAGAUUAGGAAGAGUAUCGAAGAACAGAUACAGAUCAUACACAGGAUACAAUUGAGCGACUUUGAAAACGCAACCCUGAAAAUAACCGAUAUCCAAAGUAAACUUCAAGAGCAAAUCAAGACUCAAGCUGAGGAUUUUAGGGAGCUAACUGUGGAAGCGAACAAGUCGAUGGCACGACAAAGCAAAGAGAUGCAAGUGAUAAAGAGGCAGGUUGAAGAUCGGAUUGAGUCCCUGAACGGUACUGUGGAUAAAAAGGAAAGAGGGCUCAGUAUCAAGCUGCAGGAGACCAGAGACAAAUUUGUUAAGAUUGAAGAUAGGUUCAGUGAGGUUACAACUAAAUUUGCGACAGUAAGCGGAAUAGUUGAGACUGCUAUCGACCAAAUCCAUUCGACACGAGCGAGAGCUGAGGAAGCAACGGAUAUUCAGAAAAAUAGAUUCGAAUAUUUUGAUAUGUUCAUGCAAAGCUUGAAGCAAUCCCAAGCAACGAUUGAUAGUCGAAUAGGGUUCUUGUACACUAUUGUGAACGAACUGCGGUGGAGGGAACGCGCGGAAACAGCUCGAACUAACCGAGUUACUCGCCAGCACAGCUCCUCUAACUUGGUAGGGGAUGAUGUAAAGUCCACCAAGUCCGGCAAGUUUGUUACCUACAGUCAUGCUUCUGUGGACUUUGUAGAAGUCGACAACUUAACUCAAGCGGUCAACGACAUUGAAAUGGAAAUGAAAGCAAAGAUCGAGGUUUUGACAGAUAAUCUCGAGCAGCACCGAAAGGAAACUCUACAUGCAAUCAGCAGAGCACGAGAUAAAAGUCUGAGUUCCACCACUGCAGUAGAUAAACUUCAAACUGUAGUUGAGAGAAUGAACGAGAAGUUCUCUGAUAUAACCAGGUUAGAGAACGAACUAGGAGCAGUCCAGAAGAAAAGUGAUCACAUGGAAGAGAAAGUGGACCACCUGGAGGGAGUGAGUGAGAAUGCCAGCACUAAGGUAGACGUCCUGGCCAGAAAACUGUGGGACGUGUUUGAUAGUGAUAUGAAUCUCAACCAGUUUAUUGACUACCAUCUUAAAGAUGAUAAGGAAAGGCUUUGGAGGUUGGAGUACGAUACAAAUCAUCUGAAACACAUGACGAUAGGGGAAAACGUUGAAGAAGACACCCUCCCCCUCCACUUACAGAACACCACAGUGAUAGGAGAAGUUGACCAUGUGAAGAAGAACAUAUCACGGUGUUUGGUGAAGAGCGAGCAGCUGGUUGAUGACGUCACUAACAUAGCCAAACAGAACGAUAUGAUACGCAAUGAUAUGAGGGACCUCAAGCUGUUGUGUGAUUAUCUUAGCAGCAAAAACGAUGAAACUCAGAGGUACUGUAGUGCAUUGAGAAAACACUUAGAGUACACAAACAGAAAGCUGGAUGCCUAUGAAACAGGUGGAAAAAUACCCUUCCGAAUUUUCAGGAGCGAGAGUCAGAUUUAUGACUUUGAAGAAGAUUUACCGCCGCUAGAAAAGAAAAAGAAAACACCUCUUGAGAGCCCUAAGCCAUCCACGCCAAUCUUUAACCUUUUUAUGAAGAACAAAGAAAGACGCGAACAAGAAAGUCCUACUGUAAGAGAAGUCGAAGCGUUGAAUCUCAAAUCUAGACAGCGGGUGCCAACCCCUGAAAUUAAAUCAGCCGUUCCUGCAAAGCCUAAAACUAAGCCUUCAAAAAAGAACAAAGCGCCUAAACCUCCUCCUUCUCCUCCUAAAAAAGAAGAGAAAUCACCUACCCGUCCUCCUAGAACACCCAAGUCGUCUGGUAGCGGCUUCUUCAACUUCUUCAGUGGCUCAAAGAAGCCAGAUGAGGAAGAGGAUGCAGUCAAAAAGGAAGUGAAGCACGAUGAGCCGGAAAUAGAGGGAGGGCCUAAAUCAAAAGGUAUUUUAGAAAGGAUAUUUGGGAGUAGUGAUGAGCCGAAGCCGAGUCCAACCCCUCCACCUAAACAUAUAGGACAUCUAAAAAAGAAAAGAUUGGCACCAGAACCUCCAACUAAAGGCCAUGAUAGGAAACAAUCUGGACGUUAUGAAAACGUCACACCCUCUGAAGAGGAUAGAAAACCUAUGGAGAGAUUGGAUAUAUCAAAAAUAAGCGUGGAGAGAGGAGCAAUUGCUGAGGAGAAAUCACGAAAAGAAAUAGAAAGUGAAAAUAAGCUUAGAGCCCUAAGGGAUCAAGAAAUAGCUGACAGAGAGUUUAUAGAAAAAGAAACUGAGGCUAGGAGGAAGGAAGAGGAUAAGCGAAAACGACGAGCGAGUAUAGACGCUAAGUCAGAACGAGAGAGACGACUAGUUGAUGCUACUGAUCGAGCCAGGGAAGCAAGAGCCAAUGACAAGGUCAUUAAGGGGGAACUUCCGACUAUGGAAAGGUAUUACUAUUAGAUAAUAGAUAUACCCUCGAUUAUUUAAAUGAAAGUGUCAUACGAAUAUAAUUUAUGUUGGGGAAGUUGAAUCUU
Messenger RNA from Bolinopsis microptera, 2561 nucleotides. Its product is annotated as interaptin-like. The record is from RefSeq and is a predicted model, not a curated record. The transcript has 19 exons. The coding region runs from base 1 to 2487 and encodes 828 amino acids. Lineage: Eukaryota; Metazoa; Ctenophora; Tentaculata; Lobata; Bolinopsidae.